UUGGAAAUCUCAAUUUCCCACAACAUUGAGCCGGGAAGAGUUCAAAUGGAACGAAAACAACAGACCCCCCCAAAACCCCGGCAUGGCGACAGAUUCAUCCCCACGAGGGCUGGAAACACGUGGGACACGUGCUUCCCCGUGUCACCAGCAUCUUCUACAAGCAGCAGUGCAAAGGAUCUGGCUACCAGGCCGCUUGGAUCGUGGAAUAAACAACCAACAGCAAAUGACACGAAUUGUAACAACGGACAAGGAGUUUAUUCGAAUCUUCUGAAAAAUGAGGUCCUUCGCGAUCAAAUAGAAAAUGUCCCCGUGUUAUCGCCGUCGCCGACGAGUAGAAAGUUAUUUAAGUUUGAUUCCUCCGAACGGAGCAAUUUCCUCAACUCGGCGUGGUCACCGUACUCGUUAUCUCCGAUUAAUGCAAAUUCUGCUCAGCUUCUGAACCAUUCUUAUUCCAAGGGUGUCAGUAAGAUUUCAAAAGUCCCGCUUAAGGCUCUUGACGCGCCUCAGUUACGGGAGGACUUUUGCCUCAAUUUGGUCGAUUGGUCGUCGAAAAAUAGCGUCGCGGUGGGUUUAGGAGAAAGUGUGUGGCUCUGGUCUACAAAUCAAAAUCUGACGACAGAUCACCGGCAGUGGACCGGCGUGACGGGUGAGGUCACCCAAUUGUGUGAUACUGGAUCAUGGAGAAAUCCUGUCAGCUCGAUCGCCUGGAAUGAAAAGGGAACACAUCUCGCCGUCGGGACAGAGACCGGCCUCGUCCAAGUCUGGGACGCUGCGAGGGAAACGUUAGUCAACACGAUUUGGGGUCACACCGCCCGCGUCGGAACAAUGGCGUGGUCGCAGGGGGAUACCAUGCUCUCCACGGGUUCACGAGACUGCUGCAUAAAUCAAUCCGACCUCCGGACGAAUCCGGUCAUCAUAGAAAAUCAGCUGGCCGCCCACACCGGAGAAAUUUGUGGGCUUGCCUGGUCACCCGAUAAGGAGCUCUUGGCCUCUGGAGGAAACGACAAUGUGCUCAACGUUUGGAGUGUGAGACAUUCAGAAAGAACGAUUCUCACUUAUCGGGAACAUACCGCCGCGGUCAGAGCGAUUGCCUGGUCACCGCAUCAAUAUGGCCUGCUCGCCAGCGGUGGAGGAUUCGCUGAUGAGACGAUUCGAUUUUGGAACACCAUCACCGGUCAAGCGAAAUCCAUCCGAAGUAUUACGACGGACUCACAAGUCUGCAAUUUGGCCUGGUCGCCGCAUUCCGCCGAAUUCGUGUCGACGCAUGGCUACUCGACGCACCUGAUUAAAGUUUGGAAGUAUCCGUCGCUCGAAAAAAUUGGGGAGUUAGACAAUGGACGUUACGACAGAGCGAUGUACUUAUCAAUGUCGCCACGUGGCGAGAAUAUUGUAACCGGUGGGUACGAGACGCUCAGAUUUUGGAAUGUUUUCAAAAAGCGGAAAGAUAAGCGUAGGUCGGAACUGGAUCUUUAUAAGAUUAGGUGAACAAGAGAAGGCUUGUGAUGAAUCUUUAUUGGUGAUGCGAUGUGACUAUUUUUUGAUAAGAGACUAUCUGACAGAUGUUAAGGAUAGAUAUAUAUAUUUAUUAAUUACUUAAUAGCAGUAGUGUUGGACUAAUUGUAGGUCGGAAUGUGAUAUUUAUAAGAUUAGGUGAUUGGGAACUUUAUCUUUAUAGGAGAGAGAAUACUUGUGAUCAUUGAUCACUGAUCAAUAGGUAUUUAUUAUAUAGUAACGAUGUGACUAUUUUUUGAUAAGCGAUUAUCUGACAUAUAUAGAUGUUAAGUAUAAAUAUUUAUUAAUUAAUAAGAGGACGGAGUAAUUGACGAAUAAAGCUGGAUUUUUACACUAUAAUAUUUUUUUAAUGUCGAC
Molecule: messenger RNA, 1869 nt
Organism: Folsomia candida
Lineage: Eukaryota; Metazoa; Arthropoda; Collembola; Entomobryomorpha; Isotomidae
Product: fizzy-related protein homolog
Exons: 7
Coding region: 46-1485 (479 amino acids)
Biological process (GO): anaphase-promoting complex-dependent catabolic process; positive regulation of anaphase-promoting complex-dependent catabolic process; positive regulation of ubiquitin protein ligase activity
Cellular component (GO): anaphase-promoting complex
Molecular function (GO): ubiquitin ligase activator activity; protein binding; anaphase-promoting complex binding
Source: RefSeq, a predicted model, not a curated record